AUGGUGCAGCUUCUGAGCUUGGUCGUCGUCUUCGGCGUGGCCGCUGCAAGCAACAUCAAGGUGGCGUCGAACGACUAUGCCUUUACUCUGGUGAACCUCCUCACGGGAAAGGGAGCCUGUUGGGGUGACGUGGGCUUCGGUGGUAACUGCACUUCGGUGGACUUCUCCAACGUGCAGCAGGUGGAAGCCAAUGCCUUCGCCUUCCUUGCACUCAGCAGUGGCGGCGGCGAGUGCUGGGGAAAAGACGACAAUGGAGGCGACUGCUCCGGCUUGGACCUCGCGGGAAUGACCGAAGUCGCCACCACGGACUACAGCUUUGCGGCGCUGGAUCCGGUGAACGGCCGAGGACUGUGCUUCGGCUCGUCGGCAUAUGGUGGCGAGUGCGGCGGAGUGGACUUCUCGCAGGUCAGCAAGAUUUACGGGAAUCUCUUGGCCUUUGUGGCGAUUGGCGGCAACUCGGGACAGUGUUGGGGUCACAGCUCCUUUGGCGGAGACUGCAGCACGGUUGAUUUCACUGGCGUCACCGAGGUGGUAGCGGGAGACUACGCAUUUGUGGCCUUGAACAAAGCUGCGGGCACCAUCCGAUGCUGGGGCUUUGGCCUGUAUGGAGGCGAUUGCAGUGCCGUCACUCUGACGGGCAUCACAGACGUGUACACCAACGGCCAGGCCUUCUUGGCAUUGAACCGCAACAGCGGUCAGGGCGAGUGUUGGGGUAACGGCCAAGCCGGCGGCGACUGCAGCAGCAUCGACUUCUCGGGCGAGGUGCAAAUCUUCUCCACCAACUCUGCUUUCCUCGCCCUCAAGAGUGGCAGCGGUCAAUGCUGGGGCAACCCAGAUAACGGAGGCGACUGCAGCAAUGUCUUCUUUACCAGCAAUUCCCAGAUCUACCACACCAGUGCAGCCUUCGUGGCUUUGGAUGCUGUGAACGGCCUUGCGCGGUGCUGGGGCCACGCAUCUUUCGGAGGCGAUUGCUCGGGCAUUUCCUUCGAGGGCUUCACCAACGUGUAUGCCACCGGCUAUGCUUUCAUGGCCAUGAAUCCGGUAACUGGAGUCGCCAGGUGUUGGGGCUCUCCGGGCUUCGGUGGGGAGUGCAGUGGCGACUUCACGGGCUUCGAGGUGUACUCCAAUGAGUUCGCCUUCGUGGCCGUGAGCGCAGAGGAAGUGCGUACCUGGGGCAGCAGUGCCCAGGGAGGCGAUGCCAGCAAUGUGAAUUUCCCACCGCUGCUGGAGAUGCCGACCACCGUGACAGAGACCACCAUCACUGCAACCAGCACGGAAACUACAGCCACCGCCACCAGCACCGCGACUGACACGACGCUGUCGACAACGACCGUGACGACAGUGACCGACACGACGCUGUCAACCACGACGGUGACCAUGGCCACUGCCACCACCACUGUGACCGACACGACGGUGUCAACCACGACGGUGACCACGGCCACUGCCACCACCACUGUGACCGACACGACGGUGUCAACCACGACGGUGACCACCGCCACUGCCACCAUCACGGUGACAUCCACCACGGCCACUGCUACCACCACUGUGACCGACACGACACUGUCAACCACGACCGUGACCACGGCCACUGCCACUACCACGGUGACCGACACGACGCUGUCCAAGACGGCCACCGCCACCACGACAGUGACUACGGCCACUGUCACCAUCACAGAGACCGACACGACGCUGUCAACCACGACGGUGACUACGGCCACUGCCACCACCACAGUGACCGACACUACGCUGUCAACCACGACAGUGACUACGGCCACUGCCACCAUCACAGUGACCGACACGACGCUGUCCACCACCACCGUGACCACAGUCACUGCCACCAGCACGGUGACCGAUACGACGCUGUCAACAACCACCGUGAGCACGGCUACUGCAACCAGCAUCACUACACUGUCCACCACGACGGUGGUGGCGGAUCCCGCGGCAACACCUGCCACCACCACAACGACUGCGGCACCGUCAAGUGGGCAAUGCCGCUCUUGGUGCACCUUCUUUGUCGGCGCCUGGAGUCGUGUUUGCGACUGGAGGACAUGCUCUGGCUGUGACAGGUGCCUUUCGGAGCCCGAGCCGGAGCCAGAGUUGCCUUCUUGCAGCAACAGCUGCGAGAAGUACAAGGGCCGGGCACGUGGUGAUGGAUACAAGAGCUACGAGUUCCUCUGUGUCCGUGAGCGGCGAAAGGGUAACUGGUGCUACCCGCCGCUGCCAUGGUCGAAGAAGUGCUGGCGGGGCUACUCUAAGUGCCGGGUGGAGGAGACCCAGGAGAACCCGGGAACGUCGCGGCGCCUGCGCGGCUCUCAUUGA
Messenger RNA from Symbiodinium necroappetens, 2319 nucleotides. The record is from the annotation of a GenBank genome assembly. NCBI's taxonomy places the organism in Eukaryota, Dinophyceae, Suessiales, Symbiodiniaceae.